This is a messenger RNA of Cyprinus carpio (common carp), 630 nucleotides long. RefSeq names its product cell division cycle 26 homolog (gene cdc26). NCBI's taxonomy places the organism in Eukaryota, Metazoa, Chordata, Actinopteri, Cypriniformes, Cyprinidae. Gene Ontology annotation, biological process: regulation of mitotic cell cycle; anaphase-promoting complex-dependent catabolic process; protein K11-linked ubiquitination. The record is from RefSeq and is a predicted model, not a curated record. Gene Ontology annotation, cellular component: anaphase-promoting complex.
GUUUUUCAUUUUGAAUUGUUUGCCGUUAAUCUGUCAUGUUGAAUAAACUGAACUAAACGUCUUCACAGUUCAUUAACCCGCUGUUUGAGACUGUUUAAGACUCAGGGUUCAAAGCUAGUGGGCUAAUUAGCAUGUAGCUGCUAAACAAUAACGUUAUACUGCAGCAGCAGGAGACGAUUCAUCGCAACAAGAGGCCGGUGACGUGAAGAUGCUGCGCAGGAAACCCACGCGCCUGGAGCUCAAGCUGGAUGACACAGAGGAGUUUGAAAGUGUCAAGAAAGAGCUGGAGAGUCGAAAGAAACAGAGGGAAGAGGUGGAUGUAGUUGGUGUCGCCACAUCCAGCGAGAUGAGCGGAGCAUCAGGUGGCGGCACGGACGGGAAGACCAGGGAGCAGAUGAUCCACGAGCGAAUCGGUUACAAACCCCACCCAAAGCCCAACACUUUGCCAUCACUUUUUGGGAACCUUCAGUUUUGACAAUUUGCAGACAUGAAAAAUGGACUAUAAGGUCUUGAGACUCUGCAUCACACACAUACAUAUACACACAAAGCUAUUUGGUUAAAUGUGUGUUUGUGACAACCGAUUACAAAGGACUAUUUUUCUACUGAGUAAAUAAAAUCUUGUUAAUUGGA